Onychostruthus taczanowskii (white-rumped snowfinch) is the source of this 1042-nucleotide messenger RNA. RefSeq names its product N-alpha-acetyltransferase 10, NatA catalytic subunit (gene NAA10). Gene Ontology annotation, cellular component: NatA complex. Gene Ontology annotation, molecular function: protein N-terminal-serine acetyltransferase activity; protein-N-terminal-glutamate acetyltransferase activity. The transcript is spliced from 8 exons. The record is from RefSeq and is a predicted model, not a curated record. NCBI's taxonomy places the organism in Eukaryota, Metazoa, Chordata, Aves, Passeriformes, Passeridae. The coding region runs from base 188 to 895 and encodes 235 amino acids. Gene Ontology annotation, biological process: N-terminal peptidyl-glutamic acid acetylation.
GCCGCAUGCUGAUUGGCUGGGGCGCCUGUCAAUUCAGCGGAAUUACGGUGGGCGGGCUCUGCUCUGAUUGGUCAGAAAAGAACUUCCGGCGGAAGCGGCUCGUGAGGGGACCGGGACCGGGAACGGCGCCGGGACCGGGAGCGGAACCAGGACGGGGAAACGCGACUGAGAGCGGGCGGCCGCAGCCAUGAACAUCCGGAACGCGCGGCCCGAGGACCUGAUGAACAUGCAGCACUGCAACCUGCUCUGCCUGCCCGAGAACUACCAGAUGAAAUAUUAUUUCUACCACGGCCUCUCCUGGCCCCAGCUCUCUUACAUCGCCGAGGAUGAGAACGGGAAGAUCGUUGGCUACGUCCUGGCCAAGAUGGAGGAAGACCCCGAUGACGUCCCCCACGGACACAUCACCUCCCUGGCGGUGAAGCGCUCGCACCGGCGCCUGGGGCUGGCACAGAAGCUGAUGGACCAGGCAUCCCGGGCCAUGAUCGAGAACUUCAACGCCAAAUACGUGUCCCUGCACGUCCGCAAGAGCAACCGGGCAGCGCUGCACCUCUACUCCAACACCCUCAACUUCCAGAUCAGCGAGGUGGAGCCCAAGUACUACGCGGACGGGGAGGACGCGUACGCCAUGAAACGGGACCUGACCCAAAUGGCAGACGAGCUGAGGAAGCAGGUGGAGCAGAAGGAGCGGGGCCGGCCCCCGGCCCCCACCGAGCCCCCCCGGGGUGGGGAUGGGGUCUGCGGCUCGGGGGGGCCCCCCUCGAACGCCCCCCCCACGGGACCCCAACAACACCACGAGGACGGGGGGGGCGACAGCAAAGACGUCAGCGAGGUCAGCGAGACCACUGAGAGCACCGACGUCAAGGACAGCUCCGAGGCCUCCGACUCCGCCUCAUAGGGACCCCCGGGAGCCCCCCCAAAAUCCCUGGGACCCCCGGGAGCCCCCCCAAAAUCUCUGGGACCCCCGGGAGCCCCCCCAAACCCCCUGGGACCCCCGGGGACCCCCCUUGGUGCUGUGGGGGGCAUUAAAGCCCCUCAGUCUGCA